AUGAAGGCCUCGACAGCUGCGGCCAUCUUGGCCUUCUGCGCCAACACCGCCCUGAGCGCUCCAGUUCAGGCACGCGAUGCUCAGCCAGAGCCUGCCUUAUACCUCGACCUUCCUGACCUGCAAACAUCUGUCGAGCUCGAGAAGCGAGAUGCCGACCCAGAGGCAUUCUUGACCUUCAAGAACACUAUUGGAAAGCUUGGCAAGAUUUUCGACCGCGAUGCCGAAGCUGAAGCCGACCCAGAGGCACGAUUUGCGCACAGGGGCGGACGACUCCGAACCUCGUGGGGCACCCGCGACCUCGCCGCCGUUGAGGCCCGCGACGCCGAAGCCGAAGCCGACCCAGAGGCACGGUUCGCGCACAGGGGCGGACGACUCCGAACCUCGUGGGGCACCCGCGACCUCGCCGCCGUUGAGGCCCGCGACGCCGAAGCCGACCCCGAGGCAUUCACCACCUUUAGAAACACUAUUUCGAGGCUCGGAAAGGUGUUUGACCGCGAUCUUGCGACUAUUGAGGCCCGCGAUGCUGAGGCGGACCCAGAGGCGUUCACCACUUUCAGAAACACCAUUUCGAGGCUUGGAAAAGUGUUCGACCGCGAUGUAGCCAUCCAGGCCCGUGAGGCCGACCCAGAGGCAUUCCUCACCUUUAAGAACACCAUUGGCAAGCUCGGAAAGAUCUUCGACCGCGACCUUUCUGCUAUCGAGGCCCGUGACCCAGAGGCAUUCACCACCUUCAGAAACACUAUCUCGAGGCUCGGAAAGGUGUUUGACCGCGACCUUGCGGCUGUAGAGGCCCGCGACGCUGACCCAGAGGCAUUCACCACCUUCAGAAACACUAUCUCGAGGCUUGGAAAGGUGUUUGACCGCGAUGUAGCCAUCGAGGCCCGCGACGCCGACCCAGAGGCAUUCCUUACCUUCAAGAACACUAUUGGCAAGCUUGGAAAGAUCUUCGACCGCGACCUCUCUGCCAUCGAGGCCCGUGACCCCGAGGCAUUCACCACCUUUAGAAACACUAUUUCGAGGCUCGGAAAGGUGUUUGACCGCGACCUUACGGCUAUUGAGGCCCGCGACGCCGACCCAGAGGCAUUCACCACCUUCAGAAACACUAUCUCCAGGCUUGGAAAGGUGUUUGAUCGCGAUCUUACGGAUGUUGAGGCCCGCAACGCCGAUCCAGAGGCAUUCCUCACCUUCAAGAACACCAUUGGCAAGCUUGGAAAGAUCUUCGACCGCGAUGUCGCUGACAUCGAGGCCCGUGACCCAGAGGCCAGCGUCGCAGGAGCCAUUUCGAGGCUCUCAAAUGCGUUGGGGAGCUCGCGUCCUGUGCUGGAGCCUGGAGUACACGUCACCCGCGAUGCCAGCCCAGAGCCGUUCAACAGCUACAGACAGCGCAUUGCGACGCUCUCCAAGGCGUUGGAGCGCGAUCUUUCUGGGUUGGAGGCCCGUGACGCUAGCCCAGAAGAUGACAUCGAGUUCGUCCUCUACGACGACAGCAUCGAGGCUCCUGAGAAGCGCGAUGCCGCCCCAGAGCCACUCGACAUGCGCUGGUUUGGUAGAUUUAUCGGUAAGGUCUUCGCGGUGAACACCAAGCGCGAGGCUGAGGUGCCUGCACCAGAGCUGCUUCCUAAGAAUGCAAAGCUCGGGUUCAUCAUGGGCGGCAAGCUGUACGGCAUUGAGGAGGAGGUCGAGGCAUGAGCUUGGCUCAGUGACUGGCCGCCCGAGGGACUUGGUCGGGUAAAAUUUGGUCCGUUUUUCCUUGGAUGACUCUUGUUUUGGGUUGCGGAACUAUCAUCUCACUCGUUCCUGGUUGUUUGGGAUUUGAUUUUAUGGCAGGUAGCAUAGCAUGGAAGCAUAGCAUGGAGGCGCAGCAUGGGAGCAUAGCAUGGGAGCAUCAAUCGGUGGCAUGGCGCUGAUAGAAAAACCUAUUCGUUUUUCCUUUUGAUUUCCAUGUGCCACCUUGUGCCAGUAUUACCAGUAUUCGCUAUUCGCUAGAGGAUCGUAAGUAGUCCUUAGGUCGAGAUAUGUUCCAUGACCGAUCAAGCUCCAAGUGCAACAUUCAGCACCAACGCACUGGAAUUUGGCUGGGAUGUAGGCCAGUCCACUGAAGCUCUCCUGACGACAUAGAUGUGUGCAUUACCCAGAAGAAUCAAUAAUCCUCUCUUUUGAGGCUACUGUCCAUUGACCUUGGCCAUCUCACAUCAUUCGGCGGACACGG
This is a messenger RNA of Sphaerulina musiva SO2202, 2209 nucleotides long. RefSeq lists its product as uncharacterized. Lineage: Eukaryota; Fungi; Ascomycota; Dothideomycetes; Mycosphaerellales; Mycosphaerellaceae. The transcript has a single exon. The record is from RefSeq and is a predicted model, not a curated record. Bases 1 to 1689 code for a protein of 562 amino acids.